Trichomonas vaginalis G3 is the source of this 582-nucleotide messenger RNA. RefSeq lists its product as uncharacterized. Bases 1 to 582 code for a protein of 193 amino acids. Lineage: Eukaryota; Parabasalia; Trichomonadida; Trichomonadidae. The record is from RefSeq and is a predicted model, not a curated record. The transcript has a single exon.
AUGUUUCAUGAAACGCAUACUUUAUUAAGAACUCCUGACUUUGUAGGUGAAACACAAUAUGGAACUGUUAAUACAGAUAAGUAUGGUUUGUUUAACGAAAAAUAUUUACUCCAAUUGCAGCAAAAACAAUUACAAAGAGAAGAUUAUGUCAGAAGGAAGCUUAGAGGUGAAUAUGUACCUUCAUACAAAGGAUACUCAAAGAAAGGUUCGAAAUCAUAUAAAAUAGUUAAUUCUGACAAUAGUAGUAGAAUUGAAGAUUUAAAACGACAAAUUGAAGAAGUUAAGCAAGAAAGAUUACGAGUAAUAGCUGAAGGGGAACGAAAAGUUAAAGAUUACAUGGCUCAGCUCAAAAAAGAACAAGAAGAAUACGCCAGAGAAACUGAAAAGCUUAGAAGCGAGGAUGAACGCUUAAAUACACAAUUUCUAGAAGAAGUUUCUGAUUUAGAUAGAAGAUUAUCUCAAAAUGUCCACUCAAUCAAUGAAAUUAAAGAACAUAUUGAAAAACACUUAAGCAAAACGCAUAAAAGAAAUGUAGUUGUUUCAUCUAUCAAGGUAAAUUCGACCAAGAACCAACCACAUUAA